CUUGCGUAGCCCCUCCCCUCAUUGAUGCCCACAAUGGAGCCAUUGGCCAUUGGGAUUGCUCUUCUUGUCAUUAUAAUAAGUUCUUUAGUAUUUGCUUGUUUUUGUCUGCGGGGGAGGUCCAAAGGUCGUGUAGUUUGUCUCCUGGGACUCAGCAACAGUGGAAAGACACUUCUCUUCAUGAGACUGGUUAGUGGCGGUUUUGCACGUACGCAGACCUCCAUGAAAGAAAACAAAGCAAAUUAUUCCAUCACAACCAAAAAAGGUUCUACUACCGAAAUAGACUUGGUAGAUGUUCCUGGAGACGAGCGAAUUAGACAAAGAGUAUUCCAGCAGUACAUUGAAGCACUUUUAGGUGUGGUCAUACUCAUUGAUAGCGUUAAUUUUCAAUCAAGGGAUGUAGCUCAUUUAUUAAUUGAUUUAUUAUCCGAACCAAGGGUUAACCGGAAAAGGAUUCCAAUCAUCAUUGCUUGUAAUAAACAAGAUUUAGCUUUGGCAUCAAGUGCUGAAGACAUACGAACGAAACUAGAAAAUGAAAUAACUCAAAUAUUAACAAGUCAAUCGGUAAAAUUAUCUUCCCUUGAUCAAAGCAAAGAAAGAAAGAAAGUCGAAUUACUCAGAAAUGAUGAGCAAACCUUCUCCUUUGAGGAUUCACCAAAUAAUAUAACAAUAACAUCUUGCAGUGCCAGGGGAACUGGAGAUGAGAGUAGUUGUACUCCAGAAAUUGAAGAUGUCACCAGCUGGUUGAACACUCUGCAGUAAUAGCCUGUGUUCUAUUAAUAGCUCAUGUUCUAUUAAUAGCUUAUGUUCUAUUAAUAGCCUGUUAAAUAUUAAGAAUGUAAAUACCUAGUUUUCAGAUAACUCAUAUUCAA
Amphimedon queenslandica is the source of this 869-nucleotide messenger RNA. RefSeq names its product signal recognition particle receptor subunit beta-like. Bases 25 to 759 code for a protein of 244 amino acids. Gene Ontology annotation, molecular function: GTPase activity; GTP binding. The record is from RefSeq and is a predicted model, not a curated record. The transcript has 7 exons. Gene Ontology annotation, cellular component: Golgi apparatus. NCBI's taxonomy places the organism in Eukaryota, Metazoa, Porifera, Demospongiae, Haplosclerida, Niphatidae. Gene Ontology annotation, biological process: protein localization to Golgi apparatus; Golgi to plasma membrane protein transport; intracellular protein transport.